Dujonia railenensis is the source of this 3222-nucleotide messenger RNA. The record is from the annotation of a GenBank genome assembly. Lineage: Eukaryota; Fungi; Ascomycota; Pichiomycetes; Serinales; Debaryomycetaceae.
AUGGACAAAUUGCGUCAACAUAUUCGCAGUUACAAUCGAUGGAAAUUAGAGAGAAGCUGGGGUUCAAGAAUUAGAACCAGAAUAGAUAGGUUUGGCAAAAUUGUGCUACCAUAUAUCAGAAAAGUGAUACCGAACUUCAGAGCUGCGCACUAUGUAUAUAUUAUAUUUUGGCUGAUCUUCGGAACCUUUUUGGUUUACCCAGCAAAGAAUAUGGCGUAUAUCGAUGUGCUCUUCCUCACCACUGGUGCUGCCACUCAGGCUGGGUUGAACACAGUCGAUGGUAAUUCGUUGUUUUUGUACCAGCAAAUCAUUGUAUACAUCAUCACCACAUUGACUACGCCAAUUUUCAUCCAUGGUUCCAUAUUGUUUGUAAGACUUUAUGCCUUUGAACGACAUUUCGAUGGCAUUAAGGCUAGUUCGAAACUAAAUUUCAAGAUGAGACGGUCUGCUACCUUGGCUGCUAGAACCAGAUCGUUCGAUUCUACGUUAAUCAACACUGUAAAUAAUCAAGGGUUGGGUUUUGGAGUCCUGGACCCCACUACUCAGGUGAAUACCAACUUGAAUAGUGGACUAGCCACUCAAUUGCCUACCAGCGCAACAAAGGACGAUUUUGACGGUGACGCCAAUGUAGAACAAAUAUCACCUCCUACGUCAACUUCAUAUGUUGAUGAAAGUGGUAAAACAUACCACGUCAGUGAGCCUAGUGACAGUGAUUCACCGGGACCUAGAAUAGCUCCAGAUGACAUAGAAAUAGACAGUGAGAGUAAUAACGAAAUAAACGAGGAAGCAGAACACGACAAAGAGAAAACUCACCACGAUAAUGAAGGUAUCAGAUUUGGGAACCUUCCACAGCCAUCCAAGUUGAGAAGAGGUCAUGACGUUAAUCCUUCCGAUAUGUACAUGUCUAUUUCCAUGUUGCUGAAGAAACACAAGAGCGAUAAAACACAUACAAAGGAUGAUAGCAGAGAUGGCAAUGGUGAUGGAGUGGAUGAUGAUGAAGUAUUGGUGAUCAGACCUCCCAAUGAAAUUGAAAAUGAUAAAAAUCCCAUUUUCAAAACCAAGGGGAAGGACAAGAAGAAAAAAUGGAGAAAGAAGAAGUGGACUAAUUUGAAGAAGAGCUUUUCCAAUACUGGAGGAACGUAUAGCCAUAGGAUGGCAUAUGAUACCAGUCAACAUCAUGAGGAUGACCAAGAUCAUGAUGGAGAUGAUGAACAUGAAGGUGGGCACUAUUCUGAAGAAGAAGAAGAGGAAGAGCGCGGUGCUGGCGACGACAAUGGUACCCAACUGAACUCAAACAAAAACAGGAACCUUACUGUAGAAAUCGACCAAAACAAUAGCAAUAAUACGGGACCUCUUGGAAGAUCUCCUACCUUUGAAAGAUUAAUGAAGCAUAAACUCAGUAGGAAGAAUAAUAGCAAGAUAUCUGGUAGAUCUAGUUCGAAUAGUGCCAGACCCUCAAUGAGUAGAAGGUUGAGUAGGUAUAGUUCAAUCGCAUUGGCAACUGAUGACGAUGAAGGUUCUUUUGAUAGUGAAAAUAGUGAUGACAAUGAUGAAGAGGAUGAAGAAAUUGAUGCUAUUCUUUCAGAUUCAGAUCUUAAUUAUACGACUACAAAUCAACCCAGUGAUUUAAACUCUCUUGGUAGAGUGGUGAGCAAGAACUAUUUGUCCUGGGAGCCUACUAUUGGUCGUAAUUCUACUUUUGUAUACCUUUCGGAUCAGCAGAAGGAAGAAUUGGGAGGAGUAGAAUACCGUGCAGUUAAAUUAUUGAUUAAAGUAAUUAUUGUGUAUUACGUCGGAUGGCACUUAGUUGCUAUGUUACUACUCUUACCAUACAUUCUUAGCAGACCACACUAUGAGACUUCCCUUCGUGCAUUUGGGAUUCUGCCAACUUGGUGGGCGUUUUUCACAGCUCAAUCAGCAUUCAACGAUUUAGGAUUAACAAUUACCCCAGAUUCUAUGAUCACCUUCCAGCGUUCCAUCUUUGUAUUAAUAGUUGUUUCAUAUUUUAUUGUCAUUGGAAAUACUGGGUUCCCUAUUAUGCUUAGAUUUUUGAUCUGGAUCUUAUCUAAAUGCGCAAAGCCCUUGCUGUUGUUUAAGGAGUCAUUGGAGUUCUUAUUGGACCAUCCUCGUCGUUGUUUUACAUUACUAUUCCCUUCUGUGCCAACGUGGUGGUUGUUUUUCAUUUUGGUUGUAUUGAACGGGAUCGAUUUAAUUUUAUUCAUUAUUUUGGACUUGCAUAGCGAUUAUUUGCUGGUUAUUCCGGUUGGAAAUAGAAUUUUGGAUGGAUUAUUUCAGGCCUUCUCGACUAGAACUGCAGGAUUUGCUGUAGUUGACUUAUCAAAAUUACACCCAGCAGUUCAAGUUAGUUACAUGUUGAUGAUGUAUAUUUCGGUGUUACCGUUGGCUAUUUCUAUUCGUAGAACCAACGUGUAUGAAGAGCAAUCACUAGGUGUCUAUUUAAAGGCCAAUCCCUCUAGAGAAAAUCUAGCUGAAGCAGAAGGUGAGGGAGAUGAGGAGAGUGAAAGCAGCGCAUCUAAGAAGAGUGACGAUGAUGAAAGCACUCCUAAGUCUUUUAUUGGUGCCCAUUUAAGAAAUCAAUUAUCUUUUGAUUUAUGGUUUAUUUUCUUAGGGUUGUUUAUUAUUUGUAUUGCUGAGGGUGGUAGAUUGGACAGUGAACCAAUAAAUUUCACUAUUUUCAAAAUUCUUUUCGAAAUCAUCAGUGCUUAUGGUACUGUUGGGUUAUCAUUGGGCUAUUCUGGUAUAGAUGCAUCGUUCCUGGCAGAAUUUUCCACAAUUUCUAAAUUAGUCAUAAUUGCAAUGAUGAUCAGAGGACGUCAUAGAGGGCUACCAUAUUCAUUGGAUCGUGCUAUAAUGUUACCCGAUGAUAAGAUGGAAAAGAUUGAUGCUGUACAAGAACAUCAUGCUAUCAGAAGAAAUCAAACCAGUGAGAAUCAUCACACCAGUGCAUUUGACGAUAUACCGUUAAGAAGAGUCUUCACUCGUAGACCUUCAAAUCUUGGGUUUGAUAGAAGAAAAAGAGGCUCAAUGAGUUCGGAAACAGGAUUCCACUUCCCAAGAACCAAUACUACUCAAGAUAGGCUACCUAGGCAGAAUACUAAUCAAGAGAGAUUGGCAAGACAUCAUACCACUCAAGAUGUUGGCAAUCAACAUCCAGUUGAGUCCCAUGAAAUGAAUACAUUAAGACCAAUGCCGACGACAUAG